Recurvomyces mirabilis is the source of this 954-nucleotide messenger RNA. RefSeq lists its product as uncharacterized. The record is from RefSeq and is a predicted model, not a curated record. The coding region runs from base 1 to 954 and encodes 317 amino acids. NCBI's taxonomy places the organism in Eukaryota, Fungi, Ascomycota, Dothideomycetes, Mycosphaerellales, Teratosphaeriaceae. The transcript is spliced from 2 exons.
AUGCUAUACCUGAUGAUCUCAGCUACAAGCCUCAAACCAUCGUCCCUGCCCUCCCUAACUCUGCGAAGUGAGAGAGAACUGAUAGGCCAAGCCUUCGAAGAAGCUCUUGCCCGUACGCAGCCGAAAUGGUGGCACCGUGUAUGGACGUUACAGGAGGUCGUGGUGCCAUCAGUCGAGGCCUGGAUCUGCUUCGAGCAGUACACGAUCUCCAUUGACAUCCUAUUUCGGCUCGAGCUACCCGGCUCGAGUCUGAGUAAGGAACUCUUGGCCAGCAUAGACAUCCUCCACCAGUUCAGAAUGCUGUUUGGCGACGGCCAUAGCACGCUCAAACGUGCUUUGCAAUUCACGCAGGGCCGACAGGCCACUUUGCCCGGUGAUCGAAUCUUUGGUAUCCUGUCGCUGCUACCGCCCGAUAUGGCUCGGGAGCUCAAAUUGGCACUUAUGGAGCGUACCGCAGGCAGUAGUCAUGUUGAUCCCGAGGCGCUUGCUGCAGCUCGCUCGGCCACAUCUAAGGAGGCGAGAUCGCUUGCAGCUCAGGCAUCUGUCGUGCGGAUUAUCUCGGCCUCCCAUCUUCGAGAGUGUCUAGGAGCGGGAGUGCUGGCUUAUUGUGAGUCUCGAGACACUUACCACAACGCCGUCUGGGAGUCUAUUCUACCAGAUGCGCAUCAGUCCCAUUCAGCUGCUUCGCGUGAAUGGUAUUCGCCCUUCCGUGAUCAUACUAAGCUCUUCAGCACGAAAGAAGGACGCAUAGGCAUAUACUAUGACCUUGUGGAGGGAAAUGACGUUGUGGCUGUAGUGUCUACAACGCCCAAGCAGUUCAAGACAAUUGUAUUGGAAGAGGUGGCUUCGCACGACAAACAACCACUCUAUAGGUACAAGACUUUUGCUUGUAUGCUUGGUGUGGAUUGGGGUCAGCUUAGAGGCUGCAAGCCGCAGGUUAUCAGAGUAGUGUAG